CACAGGUCAGAUGGAGCAGCGGCGUUCACCUGCGUCUGUGUCUGCUGACUGAUCCGAGGAGAUCAAACAGAAGUCCAUGACACUCGAGUUGAUGACUUGGUCCGGACGCUCUCAUUUAACGUGAUAGAACUCGUUAUUUUUCAUGUUUCUUUCGUAACCUUUUUCCAUGCCGAUGAUCGUGACAAUGAAUGGGGACCACCAGGCGGCUGCGUCUGCACCGCUGGAUCUCAGCACUUGUAAACGAGGAAGCGCUGCAGGUUCGGCGCCGGCGUCCAGCUGCAACUCGCCGCCACCUCCUGCCUCCUCGGGCACGAACCAUGCGCAUGGUCGCCUCUCAGCGGACUCCCGAAAACGGCCGAGCUCUCUCCUGCUUCCUCUCAGGAAGCGUCCCAUCCGCGUGGGAGCGAACUUGCCGAGCGAGGGGGGAGAUCGCAGUUCCCCGGCGGAGGCUGCGGACUUGCUGCGUCAUGGUGCGAGGAGACCCGGGCGGCUGGAGCCAGAAGCGGGAGACAGCGGCGUAGUCCGUGGGGGUUCGUUAACAUGUUACCAAUCUCAAACGACACCACAGCAUCCGAAUGUUUAUCAAGCUGGUUUCCUGUCUUAUGGUCACCAACUGCUGUAUUGCCCACCGCCUGAGCGCAACCACUCUUUUCUUUGCCACACUGACUACCGCUCUGGCCUCGCCAUCGCAACACGCAAGGACGAUGACGGUGAUACGGCUCUUCAUAUAGCUGUGGUUCAAGGGAAGAUGCCCAUUGUCUCCAUGCUGCUCCAGCUGCUGAUAUCGGCCAAUAAAGACUUGGAUAUCUACAACAACCUUCGUCAGACCCCGCUUCAUCUGGCAGUCAUAACCCAACAGCCUGCCAUGGUUGAAAUACUGUUGAGGGCUGGGGCUGAUCCUGCAGCUGUGGACCGUAAUGGCCAGACAGCCCUCCACCUGAGCUGUGAAUACGAGCAGCUCGAUUGUCUGUCUCUCCUACUCACCAAGAAAAAUCUGUCCUCAUGCCUGGAGAAGAAAAACUGCGACGGUUUGACACCUUUACAUCUAGCUGUGCUGCACGGGCGCAAAGACAUGGCCAGUGAGUUAUUGAAGGUUGGCGCUGACAUCAACGCUAUGGAUGACAAAAGUGGCCAGAACCCUCUGAUGCAUGCGGUACAGUGUGAUAACAUCGACAUGAUCUACUUCCUGAUUGAGGAACGCUGUAAUGUCAACUGCCAGUCCUACAGUGGAAACACAGCGCUGCACAGUGCGAGUGGCCGCGGACAGGUGGAGACGGUGCAGCUCCUGCUAAAGAACGGUGCUGACAGUAGCCUGAAAAACUACCACAACGACACGCCAGUAAUGGUGGCCAAAAACAAAGCUACGACAGAUGUUCUAAGAGGUCGGCUGGUCAAAACUGAGCAGAGAUCAAGAUCCACGGUGUCUGACAACCAACCUUACAGACAAUGGAACAGCAUCUCCAGUACACCGUACACCAUCGAGAAUACAUCACAAUUCUGACAUCCCGUCUGUUUUUCAUUUUGGAUCAUAAAGUCUUUUGUGUCAGCAUGCUGAAAAACCAGGUGGCUUGAACAAAAUGGACUUAACACAGAUCUGUUCCAUUUGGAAGCAUGUGCUGUGCAAGUAUUGAAGAACUUGAAGGACUUUAAUUUAAGACUUGAUAUUACGACUUUACCACUUCGGCAACCACGACGUGGUUCUUAAGUUGGGGACACAUGCCCUGAUACGCCUCUUCCUUUGCUGGAUUUAUGAAUUGUAUUCCAUCAGCUGCGGUGUUUGUUUGUUUUUUGUAUAGUUAAUAUAUAUAUAGUGAUGUAUUUUUCAUAUAAAAACUCUUUGCAAACUUGUCUUGUUUCUUUAUGUUUGUAUAUUUCUAGACGCU
This is a messenger RNA of Synchiropus splendidus (mandarinfish), 1883 nucleotides long. It is a transcript of the gene bcl3, whose product is annotated as BCL3 transcription coactivator. The transcript has 9 exons. The coding region runs from base 167 to 1501 and encodes 444 amino acids. NCBI's taxonomy places the organism in Eukaryota, Metazoa, Chordata, Actinopteri, Syngnathiformes, Callionymidae. The record is from RefSeq and is a predicted model, not a curated record. Gene Ontology annotation, molecular function: protein binding.